This is a messenger RNA of Solea senegalensis (Senegalese sole), 4747 nucleotides long. It is a transcript of the gene cdh4, whose product is annotated as cadherin 4, type 1, R-cadherin (retinal). Gene Ontology annotation, biological process: calcium-dependent cell-cell adhesion; adherens junction organization; multicellular organism development. The transcript is spliced from 17 exons. The coding region runs from base 159 to 2948 and encodes 929 amino acids. NCBI's taxonomy places the organism in Eukaryota, Metazoa, Chordata, Actinopteri, Pleuronectiformes, Soleidae. Gene Ontology annotation, cellular component: plasma membrane; catenin complex; adherens junction. The record is from RefSeq and is a predicted model, not a curated record. Gene Ontology annotation, molecular function: calcium ion binding; cadherin binding.
CUCGGCAUCCGAGAAGAAGAAGAAGAAGAAGAAACACACGGCUCCAGGAAUUACUGAGGUGGCGUUUUUCUGGUUUUUUUUUAUUUGUGGGCGAAGAAAAGUCAUCUCUUCCCAUUUUUUUCACCCUCCCUUUUGACGUGUUUUUUUUCCUCGCAAAGAUGAGUGUGGGCUGCUUGAUCCUGGCGUGCACCUUACUUGUGGGCGCAUCCUCGGGGAAUAAGGCAGUCCAGCCUCUCAAAGCCCCGUGCAGACCUGGCUUCUCCCAGAACUUCUACACAGUGAUUGUCUCGAGAGACGUACUGCACGGCCAGAGCAUUCUCAAAGAUACCACCCUUUCAAGUGAACGUGUGAAGUUUGAGGAUUGCCAGCGCAGCAGCAGAGAGGUCGGCUUUGUCAGCAGUGACCCCAAUUUCGGCGUGCGACCCGACGGGACGGUGUAUGCAGAGCAGGAAGUGGCCAACCUGUCAGAGCCCGUGCAAUUCAUGGUGACGGCGCGUGAGCUGCAUGACCCACACAUCUGGGAGACCACUGUUAAGCUGGCCUUGGCUGGACAUCCUCAUCCUCUACCGCUUACAAAGGUUGGCAUUGAAGAAAUGUUGUCAAGAGUCUGGGAUUCCCAGCCCAGAAUUAUCAGGUUUCCUCGAAGGCAUCAGAGAGGCUCUUCGGUUAAUGGGCUGAGGCGUCAGAAGAGAGACUGGGUCAUCCCACCGAUCAAUGUCCCCGAAAAUUCCAGAGGUCCUUUUCCUCACAUGCUCGUCAGGAUCCGCUCCGAUCAGGAUAAGGAUGUCGGUAUCCGCUACAGCAUCACAGGAGCAGGAGCUGAUCAGCCCCCGAGUGGCAUCUACAACAUAGAUCCCAUCAGCGGCAACAUGUUUGUCACCCAACCACUGGACAGAGAAGAGAGAGCCUCCUUCCAUCUGCGAGCCCACGCAGUGGACAUGAAUGGUAACCAGGUGGAGAAUCCCAUCGAUUUGUACAUCUACGUGAUCGACAUGAACGACAACAGGCCGGAGUUUCAGAACCAGGUGUAUAAUGGCUCCGUGGCUGAAGGGUCCAAACCAGGCUCGUCCGUGAUGCAGGUGACAGCCACUGACUCGGACGACUCCACCACGGCAAACGGAAUGGUCCGCUACCGCAUCCUCUCACAGACGCCCCACAGCCCCAUCCCCAACAUGUUCACCAUCAACAGUGAGACUGGACACAUCGUGACCGUGGCAGCCGGACUGGACAGAGAGAAAGUGUCCCAGUACACCAUCAUAGUCCAGGCCACAGACAUGGAGGGAAACUUAAACUUUGGCUUGUCCAACACAGCAACAGCCCUGAUCUCCAUUACUGACAUCAACGACAAUCCACCCGAGCUGACAGUCAGAACGUUUUCCGGGGAGGUGCCAGAGAACAAGGUGAAUGUGGUUGUGACCAACCUGACGGUGGUGGACAGAGAUCAGCCGCACAGCCCCAACUGGAACGCCGUCUACCGGAUCGUGAGCGGAGACCCGUCUGGACACUUCACCAUCCGCACCAACCCCAUCACCAAUGAGGGCAUGCUGACGGUGGUCAAGCCAGUGGAUUUUGAAAUGAACCGCGCCUUCAUGUUGACGGUGGUGGUGUCCAACCAGGCCCACCUGGCCAGCGGCAUCCAGUCCUCGCUCCAGUCCACAGCAGGAGUCACCAUCUCGGUCCAGGACGUGAACGAGCCUCCUGUUUUUCCGGUCAACCCCAAGAUGAUCCGCUUUGAGGAGGGUGUCCCCGCCGGGACCACUCUCACGGUGUUUGCUGCACAAGACCCUGACCACUUCAUCCACCAGAUAGUCAGGUACUCGAAGCUGUCGGAUCCAGCCAACUGGCUGAAGAUCAACAGGACCAACGGCCAGAUCACCACCAUGGCGCUGCUCGAUCGAGAGUCCAUGUACGUCAAGAACAACGUGUACGAAGCCACGUUCCUGGCAUUCGACAAUGGUAAGUCUGGUUCCCCUCAAGCCAGUGGGACAGGAACCCUCCAGAUCUACCUAAUCGAUGUGAACGACAACGCUCCGGUGCUGAUCCCCCGCGAGGCCCAAGUGUGCGAGCGCGCUCACCCCCACUCCAGGAUCAACAUCACAGCGUCGGACGCCGAUACCGAUCCCAACGUGGGGCCCUUUGUCUUCGAGCUGCCGACGUUUCCCGCCAGCGUUCGCCGCAACUGGACCAUUUCCAGGCUGAGUGGUGACUAUGCUCAGCUCAGGCUCAGGAUUCCGUACCUGGAGUCAGCUGUGUACGAGUUCCCCAUCAUUGUGUCCGACUCUGGGAACCCUCCUCUGUCCAACCGCUCUCUGAUCAGAGUCAAGGUGUGUCCCUGCGAUGAUAACGGGGACUGCAGCGCCACCGGGGCCGUGGCAGCCGCUGGUCUCGGCACCGGGGCCAUCAUCGCGAUCCUCAUCUGCAUCAUCAUACUGCUCACCAUGGUUCUGCUGUUCGUGGUGUGGAUGAAGCGCAGAGAGAAGGAGCGGCAGGCAAAGCCGCUGUUGAUCGACCCUGAGGACGACGUCAGAGACAACAUCCUCAAAUACGACGAGGAGGGAGGAGGAGAGGAGGACCAGGACUACGACCUGAGUCAGCUGCAGCAGCCCGAGUCCCUGGACCACAUUAUCAAUAAGCCGGCAGGAGUGCGCAGGGUGGACGAGAGGCCCGUGAUCACGGAGUCGCAGUAUCCUGUCAGACCCAGUCUGCCUCACCCAGGAGACAUAGGAGACUUCAUUAAUGAUGGUCUGAGGGCAGCAGACAACGAUCCCACGGCUCCUCCCUACGACUCCCUGCUGGUGUUUGACUACGAGGGCAGCGGCUCAACCGCCGGCUCCGUCAGCUCGCUCAACUCCACCAGCUCGGGGGACCAGGACUACGACUUCCUCAACGACUGGGGCCCUCGCUUCAAGAAGUUGGCCGACCUCUACGGAGGAGGGGACGAUGACUGAGAACGGAGCUGGGGGGCUGGGCGGGGCUCGGGGGUCGGGAGAGGCGGGGUCAGGUGGAAGGAUGCUCCUCGUAAAACCACGGGCAGGGGCCAAGGUGACAUGACACAGGCUCUAUUGGUAGACGUGUGCGGAAAGGACCCUGACAUGGGCUGAGUCAGUUUCCUCACAACAACCAAGCCUGAAAAAACACGAAUUCCGCUGCAACGCAACUGUAUUCUGGCUCUAUACUUUUUAGUGGCAAGUUUGUAGUGUGAUGUUUUUUUUUUGUUUCUUUUUUGUUUUCUUUUUUUUUUCCCUUUUUGUUCUCUCAGCUCGUUGGACCCGCAGCUCUCUGGGGGACAAAUCAAGGCGCUCGUGAGAGACACAAGUAGUGAAUUUGUGCUUUGAUCGAUUGUUAAAACAAAAUCAUCUCCUGCUUUAGUCUUACACUGAAGAGAAUGUUUUUUUGGGAAGAUGCUCUCUUGACUCUCUCUUGUUCACUCUGUCAACUUGAAUUUCCUUAGAACAGAAGCACUGUCGUUUUAUAAAGUGCCUUUUGUGGUGUGUUUUUGUAUCAGACUCCUGCAAUCUCAGGAUCGGUUGCCAGUUGUGCAGUACAGUGGAGGCUCGUUCUCUCUCGUCAGCCUCAGACCAGCCCUGCCUGUUACUCAACCCCUCUCCCCUCCACAGCGGAGCAGACGAACAACCCCAGCAGCCAGUCCCAGGAGGCAAGGACAAAACCAGGGCAAAAGAUUGGAUAUCAGAUAUCAUAACCCAGUGAAAUAUGGCCUAAAAGAAGCCAAUGACAGUUGUUUUUUUGGGGGGUGAAGGCAACAAUCUUCUCCAAGGACCUACUCAAUUAGACUUUCACAAAGCAUCACCUGUCGACACGACGGCCACAACUACAGCGACACGCUGACAUUGCGUGAGACCAUUUUUAUACUCAUGGGGUUUUUUCUAAUUUAGCGGAGAAUGCCUGCCUUUUCCUCUGUGGACUCGAGUUUAGGAGCCUUUAUGUUGAGAUGCUUGCCUGCCCUGUUCAGUUUUGUGUUGCUUUCGCCACAGUGUAAAGCUUACGUAGGCAUGAUCUGCUCAGUCAGACGGUGUAAGGAAGUGCAACUGGAAAUGACUUGGUACAAAGACAUUGAAUAACGUAUUUUUUUUCUCUUUUUUUUGUCGCCUUGAACAUUCCCAUUUUUUUAUAAGCCAACAAAACUAUUCAAAAGGUGCAUGACUUUUUUUUUUUUCUUCAAAAAUGUUUUACUCAAAGCACUUGUUACUAUGUGGUGAGAAUGUGAAAAUAGUCAGCGGAAACUAUAUGAAUAUACUCUGUAUAAAGACACUGAGAAAAUAAAAAAUACUGUAAGAUACCUAUUUUCGAAGUAUUGAUGACAUAAAAAUUGCUGCUCUUUUUCUCUAGCUCUUAAUUGGGCUGAGGGGAUUAUUUUGGCCUGUUCAUUAUUGACACGUGGAUGUUUUUUAUUUUUGUCCUCCAUUUAAACUUCAUUCCAUUUUUUUUAAGAUGCCUGUGUAUACAUUAUCAUUUGAGUUUUGCUUCUUUUUUUUAAGUUUAGGAACGCUUUGUUACAUUCCUUUUAUACAUACGUAUGUAAAGAAAAACACGGCCUUCCCCUCUCACUCCCUGUCGUCCCUGACUGACGUGUUGCUCUUGUUGUCCUCUGGCCUCAGGACAGUUGAAGGUUCAUUAGCCAUGCCUGCUGAUAGUUGUUCUAUUAUUCAGUGUAUUGGAAUUCUUUUACCCAUUCAUCUAGAUACUGGAUGUGUGCUUUAGAAAAUAAACAAGACAUGUUUUGAAAAUG